This is a messenger RNA of Gamsiella multidivaricata, 685 nucleotides long. RefSeq lists its product as uncharacterized. The transcript is spliced from 3 exons. NCBI's taxonomy places the organism in Eukaryota, Fungi, Mortierellomycota, Mortierellomycetes, Mortierellales, Mortierellaceae. The record is from RefSeq and is a predicted model, not a curated record. The coding region runs from base 66 to 407 and encodes 113 amino acids.
UCUUCCUUUCCUACAACUUCUUCUCAAACAUCUACACAUUUACCACUCACCAUUCACCAUCCAUCAUGAACCCUUGCGGAAACAGCGUUUGCACCUGCGGCACUGGUUGUGGCUGUGGAUCAAAGUGCCAGUGCGGCAAGAGUGAGGCCUCGUCAUCGUCACCGUCCUCAACUGCUCCUUGCAACUGCAAGACGCAGUCUGGUACCAAGUGCACCUGCGCCGGCCAAUGCGAUUGUGCCAAGGGCCACGGCUGCGGAUGUACCAGCUGUGAGUGCGAGGGAUCCUCGGGCGCUGAGUGCAAGUGCGACAAGGACUGCAAGUGUGCCAAGAAGCAAGGAUGCGGAUGCAACUCAAAAACUAGCGCCAACUGCACCUGUGCUGGCAAGUGCAACUGCCAUAACGCCUAAAUCAUUAGACCAUUCGAUCGCGGCGGCCAUAUCCCUACGAACAUGUUUUCUCCACCUCUCAGUGUGAUUCUUCAACACCCAUGACCUUUCGAUGGUGGGUUCCUUUUAAUGGCCCUUUUGUACAAUUCUUUCUACUCGUAGUAUGGGCGGAUAAGUCGGUUGGAUCAUGGCUUCAGAGUGAAUCCCAGAUCUAUAUUGAUACCGCAACACCUAGUCUAUCGCGUAGUCAUACUUUGUCAUACUUUGCACUAAAUAAAUUUACAAAAGAUGCAGCUCAA